Molecule: messenger RNA, 312 nt
Organism: Eruca vesicaria subsp. sativa (arugula)
Lineage: Eukaryota; Viridiplantae; Streptophyta; Magnoliopsida; Brassicales; Brassicaceae
Source: the annotation of a GenBank genome assembly
AUGGCUGACGCAAGCUCAUUUAAGAUGGAUGAGGAUCAUUUUGUUAUGUUACACUUUGGUUUCUCUCUAGAAGAUGUCAUUCAUAUUUCAUUUGAGCUAGGCUGUAUCCAUGUGGAGUUUGAGUAUUGCUACCACAAUGGUGCUUGUUCUUACACAUAUGGGCCUGAAAGCCACACGCAACUUUGUCUCUUGUCGCACAACAUGAUAAAAGGGUGCGGUUUACGGCUCUUGAAUCUCUCCGGAUCUCCAUAUGGUGUUGCUAAAAUCCCUGAAACAGAGUACGGCCAGCAGUCUGGAGAAAGCGAGAGAUGA